ACAGGCAAGCAGGUCCCGAACGAGCGUUAUUGAUGACAGCGUGGGUGUGAGUCUGAUUGCGCGCAAUAAUUACUUCUUUCCGCGAUUAUUGCGCGGCCAGUGCGGAUUAUAGUUGUCGCAUCGCGCGUCUGCGAUACGUUCAAGGUCGCCGGCGCGAAACAACAACGAAGAAAGCCGAGCUGCGAUAGCAGCGGUGGCGGCGGCGGCGGCGGUGGCGACGACGACGACGACGACGGCGACGGCGACGACGACGACGGCGGCGACGGCGACGAUUACGAUUACGAUUACGCCGUGUCUAUUGCGUCGUAUAAACGUCUUCGCCGAAAAACAUCUGUUUUCAAAAACGAGGGAGUAACAGGACCGACCAGUACCAAAAAGAUUACAAUCUCGCAAAAUGGCGCUGUGGUUGAAAGCACAGCAGCUGUCGCAAGAUUCUUUGCAAAAGGUGCGCAACAUUUAUGGAGAACAUUUCCCGAUUGAAGUGAGACAUUUCUUGUCAUCAUGGAUUGAAGAGAAGAUGUGGAAUAACGUAGAACCGGAAAACCCACAAUUUGAGCACUAUGUAAACAGCUUUGUUGGAUCACUGAUACUCGAGUUAGAAUCAAAAGCAAACACUCUUACUACCGAAGACAUGUUUGUAACAAAGAUGAAAUUGAUAGAGGCUGCUAGCAUGUUCCGACAAAGAUACAGUGAAAAUCCAAUGUCAUUGUAUAAAAUAAUUAGACACUGUUUGGGCACGGAAAUGAAAUUGGUAGCAGAAGCCGAACAUUUAGGAGGUUUAAUAAGCAGUGAUAGGGUCAGUUUGAUGAUAGGUGAUACGGUAACGGAAAUAGCUCAUCAGGUCGAUACAUUACGGCGAAAGACAUAUGAGACCGGGGAGGAUUUACGAAAGAUAGAACAGGAGCAGGAGUCUUUCGCUCUUAGUUAUCACGAGUGUACGAAACUGAAUGCCCAUUUGCAACAUAUCGCUAUGCAAGUACAGAAUCAGCAAAAUAUGGAGUUAGAAAAAAAGAUUAGGAGACAAAAAGAGCAGCAAGAUUUGCAAUUGAGUCAAAAAGUAAACGGUGUGGUUCGUCUACGUUUGAUGCUCAUGGAAAAAUUGGAUGAUAUUAUCAAGAAAUUGAAUAUUUUACAAUCGAGAAUUCUUGACGAUGAACUCAUAAGGUGGAAGCGAGAUCAGCAAUUGGCAGGUAAUGGUGCAAAUUUCGCGUCCAAUAAUUUAGAUUCCAUUCAGGAAUGGUGUGAGAGUCUCGCCGAGCUAAUCUGGCAGACUCGACAACAGAUUAAAGAAGCGGAACGUUUAAAACAAAAGUUCCAAUGUGAACCACCGGGCAUUCGAGAUACUCUUCCGAAUUUAAAUACACAGAUUACACAAUUUCUCAGUUCACUUGUUACAAGUACUUUUAUUAUUGAAAAACAACCACCACAAGUCAUGAAGACCAAUACUCGUUUUACGAGCACGGUGCGUCUUCUUGUUGGGGGCAAAUUGAACGUUCACAUGACACCGCCACAAGUUAAAGUGAGCAUAAUUAGCGAAACGCAGGCAAAUGCUUUGCUGAAGAGCGAGAAAAUGGCAAAAUGUGGCGAGGUCAGUGGCGAGAUUCUGAAUAAUACAGGCACAAUGGAAUAUCAUCAGGCAACAAGGCAACUCUCGGUGAGUUUCCGCAAUAUGCAGCUGAAGAAGAUCAAGCGUACUGAGAAAAAAGGUACAGAAUCUGUGAUGGACGAAAAAUUUUCAUUACUGUUUCAAUCGCAAUUUUGCGUUGGCGGAGGCGAAUUAGUAUUUCAAGUUUGGACUCUAAGUUUGCCGGUAGUCGUGAUAGUACAUGGUAACCAGGAACCACAUGCAUGGGCUACGGUAACUUGGGACAACGCGUUUGCUGAACCAGGUAGACAACCGUUCCAAGUGCCGGAAAAAGUGCCAUGGGGACAGGUGGCUGAGGCAUUGAAUAUGAAGUUCCGUUCAGCAACUGGUCAUCCUUUGACUGAUGAUAAUCUCCGAUUUCUUGCGGAAAAAGCUUUUCGAAGUAACGGCAAUUCAGUCGGUCAGGAUUAUUCGAAUAUGUUGUUGAGUUGGGCACAGUUUUGUAAAGAACCGUUACCCGAAAGAAACUUUACCUUUUGGGAAUGGUUUUAUGCUGUCAUGAAAUUGACAAGAGAACAUCUGAGAGGUCCAUGGAUCGACCGAUACAUCCUUGGGUUCAUCCGCAAGAAACAAGCAGAAGAAAUGCUAGCAAAUUGCGCGGUUGGCACUUUCUUGAUGCGUUAUUCUGAUUCAGAACUCGGCGGUAUUACUAUCGCUUGGGUUGGAGAUCAAGCAACAGAUCAUGUCUUCAUGCUACAACCGUUUACUAGUAAAGACUUUGCUAUUCGAAGUCUAGCUGAUCGCCUUGCCGAUAUGCAACAUUUACAGUAUCUCUAUCCAGAUAUUAGCAAAGAUACUGCCUUCGGCAAAUAUUAUACACCAUUUACUGAUAACCAAACUCAAACAUCAAAUGGGUACGUCAAGCCAUAUUUAGUAACACACGUGCCAGGUUGGGGUGCUCUGCCCAGUAUUGGUGGUCAAACGCCAUCGCAUUCAUCUGUAACAGGUAUAAGCAACAAUGGUCAAAGUGGUCCGGGCGGAAGUUACCCUGCUACACCACAAACUGUAUUUCCGCCACAUAGUCCACCAGAUCCAUCUACGCGAGACACGCCAUCCGUAGCAUCAAGCUACGCUCCGGGUCUCGGCCAGUCAGGCGUUGGGCAGCCAGGUUCGGACAUGGACUACAUGGAGAAUAUGGAGAUGAUUGGUAACAACGAAUUGCCGUCGAUUGACGAAAAUCUCAACUUGGAUCACUUGAGCACCUUCAGCUUCGACUUCAUACAGUCUACAUACAAUCAAUCUACCAAGCUGCAAUAGGAGGUAUGCUUAUGAAAUACCCCAUCAUCCCUGAGACGGCAUAUCCGUGGUGACCGCCGUUGCAUAUCUAAUCUCGAUCUUUCUCCGAUCUCUAUUUAUCAGUCACGCCGAAAUGCACCGGAGGCAAUGAAAUGUAUCGCGAAUUGUUAACAGGGGAGGGAUAUUAAUGUAUCCUAGAAUGGUACAAUUAUGUUUCUUUUUUUCUCUCCUCUUUUUUUAUAAUAAUCAUUCAUAGCCAGUGUUUUUUGUAGUUACAAAAUUGGCAUUCUUAUAUCUUAGAAGAUUAUAGAAAAAUCAAGUUGUUAUCACUUUUAUCUAAUAUGAUAUAUAGUAUGUAAUAUAUCUCUGUUGAUCUUGUUCUCUUAUAUUCAAGUUGCACUGACUGAGCAAUGUCUGAGAGUUUUUGCAUAAAUCAUAUUGAUACGUUGAUGCAACUCAUUGUUAAAUAGAUAUGAAGUACGAAAUAUUUGUAUCUAUUUAAUGAAUUGAAUUGUUAACAAAAA
This is a messenger RNA of Acromyrmex echinatior (Panamanian leafcutter ant), 3405 nucleotides long. RefSeq names its product Signal transducer and transcription activator Stat92E (gene Stat92E). The record is from RefSeq and is a predicted model, not a curated record. Gene Ontology annotation, molecular function: DNA-binding transcription factor activity; DNA binding. Gene Ontology annotation, biological process: regulation of DNA-templated transcription; signal transduction. Lineage: Eukaryota; Metazoa; Arthropoda; Insecta; Hymenoptera; Formicidae.